Messenger RNA from Ooceraea biroi (clonal raider ant), 9285 nucleotides. Its product is annotated as leucine-rich repeat and immunoglobulin-like domain-containing nogo receptor-interacting protein 3. The record is from RefSeq and is a predicted model, not a curated record. Gene Ontology annotation, molecular function: protein binding. Lineage: Eukaryota; Metazoa; Arthropoda; Insecta; Hymenoptera; Formicidae.
AUAGGAUAUUCCUGAAUUAAUAAAAAUUUUAUUCAAUUUUAUUAGGGAACUGGUUUUGUAAAGUUUCUUCCUUUCUCUUUAAGCCGAUUUUGGAUUAUCCAAGAUUAGACUUUUGGAUUAGACUUCAGCUUAAGCUUGGAAGCGACGGUCGAGUAACGUUUCCAAUCCGACAAGGAAUGCUCGUAUGUUGUUGCGGAUAAGAAAGCGAAGAACAAAGUUAGGUCAUGGAUCGAUAUUGUACAGUGUGGAGAGACCUAAGGGACCCUUCUUUAGCCCUUGUACAUCGUUCACAUGUACCACACGAUACGAUUUCCCCCGUAUUCGAAUCGAGUAAUCAACGAAAUGGUAUUAAAUCAACGCGCAUCAACAACAACGCAAUGCAGGAAGAAGAAGUCGCGUGCGCAUUCUUUAACGAGGUCGCAAUAAAAAAAUCUAUUCAUAAAACGCCUGUUUGUGCGUCUUUUUGGAAUGCAUACAAAGACUAGAGCAAAUGUGAGAAUUUGAGUCUGUAAAAUAAAAGAUUAAAAAAAUUUGAGAUUCACAAUUGGGGGGACGCAGCACUCGAGGUAAUAAUAAAAAUGCGUUCGAAGCUCGCUUGCGUCAGCGCGACUACGUUUCAGACGCUGUGAUCAUAUGCAAUAUUCAUAGUCAAUGUGUUUGACAACGCAAAUUACAGAGCGAUAAGAGAUCGUACUUUGAAAUGCCAACUCAAACUAUUGUACCUCUUGAUCCAUAGGUUCCAAUGACGUUUACGUUUCAAUACUUGCUAUUCAAUAUGUGUAUAAAUUAAACUCUUCGAGACGGCAAUGCAGUUCGAUUACAGCUUGUGCAUGUGCUAUGUCAUCAAUUUUAUCGGUGCUGUGGCAGAAAUGAUGAAGCAAAAAUAUCAAUCGCUAUUAAAAACUUAAAUGUGACAGAUAUUACCCUUUCCGAGAGAGUUCUGAUGUAGCUUUAACUUCAUCAAACUGUUAUCACAACUCUUUUAGCAGCAUAAUUGACUUAUCGACGAAAUAAACGAGAAAUGAUCGACGUUUUCUGGAAAACUUAACGUGAAAGGCUACACAUCGAGGCACCGUGGCGAAAUAGAUUUGAUUAAAUGCAAGCGAGCGUGGGAGCAGCCUCUGAUCCGGAUGCUCGUAAAAUUCUACCGUCUGCAGCGACCGGUUCCAUUAGCGGGAAUCAAAGUUUAAGGCCCUUUCUGGGUCGCAGACUCAAAGCCAGCUGUGUCGUCCAGUGUCAACGCGGCCGUUUGCUGAAAUUCUCUUUAUCCCCUCAGACAUAACAGUGAUAAUCUAAAUUUCCGGCAUCUUGAAGAACAACUUUAUUCGCUAAGGUACUUGAUGCAAAACGCAGUUACUAUAGUACGUAGCUGAUAUUUAUAUUCCCAUGAAGAACAAGAAAUAACUCUCGAUUCUAUACAUUCUAUAGUCCUUUUGCGUUGUAUUGAUGCUUUCGCUAGAAGUUCUAUUUGCGAUUCAAUCACCUUCUCCAUCUAGGGAAAGCUAUGUUUACGAUUCGUAUCGGAAACGAAAUAAUUUAUUUGAAAUCCUAGAUUUAUCUUGUAUGAAAACUGUGCUCAUCAUUAUUUUUAUGAUCUUAAAAAAAAGAAAUUCUAUUUAUUAUCUUAAUAGAAACGCGUGAUCCUUGAUUCUAUAAAAGAUACUAGGUUUGUUUCACUUGAGGGAAAUAUCAGAUCUGCUGUACUUUGGCCGUGAAUACACAUUGGAAGUAAAUUGAUUUAAUUUUGUAUGCUCUUUCCUAGCUGCGAAGAUCAAGAGGCGGAGCUGAAAUAUCAAACCGAGUUGAUCAAGGCUAACGCAGUUGGUUCUCGGUCAUAUCUGCGCGUGCCGGCAAUUUUCCCCGCGAACGCUGAUAUUCGACUUAGCUCAUUCGGCACUGAACUUGGAACUGUUUCACACAGCUAAUCGCUCGAUAUCGUUCGAGGACGACUCGAUAUCAUUAAAUUCGAAAGCAGAUGAUCUCUGCGAUGACAUCAGAGAGGUAACCGACGCCGCCCGGCGACGCUGAAGGACUCGGUCUAAAUUCGACCGCGCUGUGCCAAUGACACGCGCGCACAUCCGGUGAUUCGGAGCAGAUUCGGGUAGAACGGUCCACACUGAGAAAUCCCAAACUCUCGCCAGGCAUUCGACACGAUAGUUGCCGAGGGACCGCCUUCCAUCUAUAGCCCCCCUUCGCUUCGUCUACGCUUUCCGCCGAGCUGAUUCUUGCACAGCGGGUUCUCCUACUCUCCAGCUCUUCCCCUUUGCGCAUCCUUCUUCCUCACGUUGAAUACCAGAUCCCCGUUCUGUAUACCCACCUCUCUCCAUCUCACCCUACCCGUCGUGGAAAGGUAUCAGUCGUGAGGUCUGCGUCGGCGCCAGACGACCGGCGGUGUUGCCGUUUUGCUCGAACCGGUGCUCGCCACGAGGAGAGAGAGAGAGAGCGAGUCCCCGCUGGUAGAGCCGUGGCCGGAGCUCCGCUCCACAGUCGGUUCUUGUUUCUGAUACGUGGCGGGCGGACGCGGCCGGCCGCCGGAGCGCGUGAGAUAUGCACGGACGUGUCAUGUGACACGCGGUGACACAAGUGGUGCGCGCCGCGGCGUUGCUAGCACGACGCCGGACACGAAAGAAUAGAGCGAUUAUCGGUAGCGGAAGGAUAGAGGAGGCGAGGGAGAGGAGAGGCGCAGAAAGAAAGAAAGAAAGAGGAGAGAGGGAAAAGAGAGAGAAAAUAAACUGUACCCGCGUGCACAUCCUGGGUGCAUGCGUACGUGCGUGAGGACGACCUCGAUGGUUUGAACGUCGCGGUGGGAUCAGGCACUUCUUUCUCCCCCCGAUUUUCGGCAUUGUUCUAUCACGGUACCGGGUGUAAUUAUGCUACCGGCGCGACGUUACGACAGCACUGACGGACAACGAGAACGCGCCGCGCCACGAACAACCGAUACCGUCACCCUUACAUUAUCAUCAUUGUCUACCGUCACCGCCGUCGUUAGCAUUAUCGACGUCAAUCUACCAGGAGGUGACAACUGCUGCUACCCGUCGCCGUCGUGAAGUCAUCGAUUCUUGGCAAACGGUCCUUCGCGACGCGAAUUCCUUUCUUUGUGUCGCUCUGUCUCUGUUCUGUUCUAAGCUGCGGCAUGAAAUGUAAAGGGGAUGUAUUCUACCUGUAGGUAACACGAUAGCGAUUCUCGGAAGGUGUGAACACAGAAAAGAGAUUGGCUACUCGGGGGAAUUUCUCACGGAAUUUCGGGGCACGCGAGGAACAGAGCAAACGGCAUUCGAAAGCACGUGGAUUUGGGUGGUCGAGGCCACUGCCGACGAUACCGAAAGAGAAAGAGAAAAAACAGAAUAAAAGCAAAGAUACGGGCAAAAGCAGGCAGAAAAAUAUUGGAGUCGUGAACAGGAUCUUCGACCAUACGAUAAUCGUGGAGGACACGACUAGAAAGAAGAGAAAAAGCUUCGCUACAGUGGUCGUAGCGGACUCGUACACAAAGAGGCCCACCCCAUCAGGACAUGGGAGAUCGCUGUACCCGUGCACAUCCGUCGUGUCACAUUGCUGGUCUUAAGAAUGCGGGAGCGGGUGGCAAGGGGAGGUGGUGGUCCGCGCUUGAGGUGGUUGGUCUUUCCGAUCGCGGUGGUUGCGGUUGCAGCGGCGGUGGUGCGGGUCGAGGGUGCGCCUACGGACACUCUGUCGUCGGUCACGUCGUCGCCGUUAAAUUCGUUGGCCACGUUCCCCACGUUCUCGCGGAUAAAAUGUCCCGGUGGGUGCGAGUGUACGGCGGACAACAACGGCAGCAGCCUGGUGUGCGCCGAGCGCAGUUUCCUCGGCCUCGGCUUGUCGCGGAACGUCACGAAUGUGUCGCUGAAGAAUGUAUGGGCAGCUGCGAUUCCAGUUUCCGCCCUGGAAACAUCCGCAGAGCUGCGAAAUCUCGUCUGGUCGUCGAGCGGCAUCGAGAGUGUGGAAGCGGGUGCGUUCCGCGUUGCUACGCGGCUCCAGCGACUCGCUCUAGGUGAUAAUCGGCUGACGCAGCUGCCGUCGGACGUCUUCCAUCCAUUACAUCAACUACAGUACCUGAACCUAACCGGAAACAGGCUGAUCGCGCUGUCGAGGCAGCUGUUCCACGGCCUGGAUCACCUCCAGGAGAUUCGUUUGGCGGCGAAUCAGCUGACUUCGAUACCGUAUCAGCUGUUUGCGCCUGCCCGGGAGCUCGUACGGCUCGAUCUCAGUGGCAAUCGAUUGAUAUCAUUGCCGAAUCACAGCUUCCAGCCGAAUAACCAGCUACAGGAGCUGCAGCUAGCCGGCAAUCGUUUGACGAAGCUACCAUCGCGACUGUUCUCCAGUCUGUCACGGCUCCGUGUGCUUAAUCUCUCCGAUAACAAGAUCGAUACGUUGCCGCGCGGCUUGUUCAUCGAUCUUGUGACCUUGGAGCAUCUGGACCUUGCUAGUAAUCCGAUCGCGCGUCUCGCGGACACCGCGUUCCAAGGCCCCGUCGGUCUACGGUGGCUCAACCUGAGCCGGCUGCCGAUCACUUCGUUGCCUGCGAAUAUCUGGCGACCUGUUGGCAGGCUCAGGACUCUCUUGUUAUCGAAAACAAACCUAGAGGGUCUACAUAAUGGAGAUCUGGCUGGCUUGGCCGAACUGGAGACACUAGAAAUCAUGAAGAGCCCGCUGCGCGAGAUCGGCCACCUAACUCUCAAUGAAACGCCGUCCCUGCGUAAGCUCGAUCUGCGUUUUAAUGAUUUGGCCUUUCUGCCGGCGAACGUAGCGCAUCUGCCGUUAUUGAACGAGCUGCUGUUGGACGGUAACUCAUGGGCUUGUGACUGCCGCAUGUUCUGGUUCGUCAAGUGGGUAGAGAGCAGGACACAUUUGCGCGCAGCUUUCCGAACUGGGCUGAACUGCGAUACUAUAGACAAUAGUACCGCAAACGCCACCCUGCAGACCCUGCGUUAUCUCAAAUGCAGUGAGCCAAGUCUGGUACGUGCCACUGAAACCCAACAGUAUCUCCUACAGAAUUCCGUGCUGUUGGAGUGCGAGUUCAACGGGAAUCCGGCACCCUCUUUAACCUGGGUCACACCAAACGGCCUGGUAUUCCACUGGAUGCCAGAUCCGGAUUUUCCUGACGCUUUCGUCGACCAUCCGCACGUGCACAGUUGGAUGGACACCCGGAAACCGAUCGUCGACGACGUCGGCAUGCGCGUGUUGGAGAACGGCUCGCUGUACAUCCCGACUUUGCUGCGGCAACACGUGGGCAAGUACAAAUGCACGGCGGUGAAUCCAAUUGCCAACGAGACUGUCUACGUGACGCUGCAACUAGACCCGAUAACUUUGCACAAUAUCAAGCUCUUCAGCAUUCUCGUCGGUGCGAUCUGCGCCGUGGCGUUCCUCUUGCUGACGCUAUUGCUGCAACUGCUACGGUAUCUCUUCAUGAAGUGCGGAUGCAUCAAGUGGUGCAUGUGCUGCAGACGCGUGGGUGUGACGCCGCGGGCUAAGCAGAUCUACCAAAUGCUUGACAACAUCGAGCAGUAUAAAAGCCAGCAGCUUGAAAAGCUGCGAGAGAACUAUACUCAGCAAGUGCAUCGAAUCAAGGAUAACUGCGUGCGGCAAAUGGAAUGCAUCCGCGACAGUUAUGAAGGCCAGAUGCAACACAUACGGGACAUACGGGACUACGGCACCAGUCAACUGACUAUGAUACGAGAUCAGUAUUACGAUCAGGUAAAACGAGCGCGGUAUUAUACAACUAUCCAAUUGAACUGGGUGCGCGAGAAUUACGUCUUCCAACGCAACAAGAUUCGCAAAUUCAGCGCCCAUCAGGUGCUGCGGUUGCGUGAGAGCUACAAGUACCAGCAGCAGACGCUGGCCAAGGUGCUGGAGAACCUGCCAAACCUGUACUUUGAUAACUGCCGGAGCGGUUCGUGCGGCAAGAGCGACUCUAUGAUGUUCGACCCAACCAAAGACGAUAUUAACGGCAUGGACACGUACUUCAAGGCAAAGACGACGCUCGACGACAGCCUGGCAGCUGGGCCGAGCCUCGAAGAUGUCAACAGCGAGUACUACACGCCGACCGAGCUGUCGUCCGCCAGCCCGCAUGGGCAGAACGCAUUGGAAGGCAUCCACAUCAACUACAUCGAGGAGAGUGGCCCGCCGCUGCCGCCCCCGAUGCCCGCCUUGGUGCUGCCCCCCACCUCGACGUUGCUGCAGUGCAUCGACGAGUACGGUAGCACAUCACUCGUGCACAAGAACUAUGAGAAUGGCCAGGCGAUUUUCAAGGGCUCCAGCGGCGUGGACAUCCUGACCAAGGAAUACCGAGGCCCGGAGACCAUGGGUCUCUUGGCACUCAGCAACAGUCUACCCGAUCUUCCACGUGAGACCAAGCUCUAGCCGACGGCAAUUCAGGAGUCGAAAGAGCUGCUAAGAAGGGUUCCUGCUAUUGUUUAAGCUACUGGAGAGAGAGACUGUUCUCGGACGAUAAUCAGCGGUGGAGCACGGAACAGUGGAACUCAAUGGUGGGACAUUGGAUUCUCCCUGCUCCGUUUGCAUGCCCGCACGAGUGGGAAUUGCGUCCUCGACAUCGAGGAGACUGCCUGAAGCUUCUUCCGUUAUAAUCGUACGUUUCGACCGUACGACGGGUUCGAGAGAGGGAGAAUAUCCCCUGGAGAAUAUUCUCGGAUCGAGAGGAGCUCGUGUCAGUGCCAAGAAAGACGGGGCAAUCCCUUCUUCGAUAACUAUUGAUCGCGAAAAGUGUGUGCAUGUGUGGUAAUAUUUAGGAGAACAAAAAAAAUUACGGACAGUUUCCAAGGAUAUCUCCACUUGAUAGAUCGACCUUGCAAUCUGUCCGUUGUAAACGUGCUUUUUCAUCGGUGUCAUCACUUUUGGAUGGCUACUGUCAUCGUCAUCAUCAUCAUCACCGUCAUCAUCAUCAACAUUGUUCAUCAUUAUCAUUAUUGUCAUCAUCGUCAUCAUUGAAUGAAGAAAUAAGAGAUCGAGAGACGCGAAUUGCACCUCGCGCUUUCGGCUGUAAGCGAAUUUUCUCUCGUGAACACGUUGAGGAAAAAAAAUAACUUCGCCUAGCUGUCAAUUCCACGAGUCCUCGAGGUCGCGAUUUCCUCGACAGGGAAUCGUCCUUAAUACUUUUGUAAAUAGGCGUACGUGAAAGUUUUAUGUAUCAGUGCCCGCGAGAAAGUCAGAUCGCGUCCUCUGUUACGAAAGACUGAGACGGCGAGGAAACGUCCACGCGAUCGCUUAUUUUUAAUUCGCUUAUUUUCGCCUCCUUCGUUUCAAUUUUCUCGCGAAUAAUUGAAGAAGCGGCCGGCAUUUAUUCGCUGGCUUAUCCUUUUUUUUUCUUUUUUAAUCAUUCAUUUAGUGUAGUAAGUUACAAAUUGUUCGAGACAUAGAGGUAUAUGCUUAUCGGAAAGAGAACAGAAGAAAUCCUACCGGAAGGAGUAACGCACGUGCGUACUUAAUUUUUUUAAUUAUUACAAUUCGUAGUCUUUGCUCGCGCUAGUUGUUCGCAAGACAAGAAAACGCAUGGAAGAGAUCAUAAAUGUGUACAUCGGCAUUAGCAUUACUGAAAACAGCGCUUCGCAGAUGAGAAUUGUAUGUACAUUUUUAGUUGCCAUGAAAUUGUCUUGAUACGAGAGAUUUUUGCAGAGAUGCGACCUUUUGUUAAAUAAAUCCCAACGGAUCAUUUUCAAGCUAAAUCUAAAUCAAUUACUGAUUCCUGAUCCAGAUUCCAUUUCGCGAUCAGACCUUGCAGAAGAAACACGUUGGAAAUUUAAUCACUGGUUCAGCGAUCCUUCUUAGGACGUUCAUUUGCUAAGUGGACAAGUAAGAGCGACUGUGCUAAUUAGCAAUGAGCGAAGUGUACCUAGCCUCGGCCAGUUAUGAUCCCUAACUCUAAACGAUCCCAUUAACGGCGGCUCUACUCGCACCGAGAGAACAUCCUUGCAACAUCCGCAAUAAGAAGAUGGAAGUUUGAUUUAUUCUUUGAAUGCUGCAUACCAAUAUGCGAUACCAAAAUACGAUUGGCACGUGACAGCAUUUAGAUUUGUUCUUAAUUUUUGACGUAAGCUAACAAAGCAAUUAAUCAUUCAAGAAUGCAGUGUUCGAGAAGUUCCAGAGUUGAACGUGGACUUGUCGCGGAUCUGUGAUUCGGAUGUCAUCGAUCGUCCAACGAUUGUACUGCGGUAAACGUGUACCUUCGUGGCGAUGGAGGCAAAAGGGCACACGUGUCGUAUCGUACCGAUCACUCGUGCAAGCGCGACACCAUCGAUCACGGAAACGGCUGAGUCACUCCGACGACGACGACGACGACGAUGACGAUGACGACUACAGCGACGGCGGACGUAGAACGGAAAGGAAAAUGACCGCGGCGAUUAGGAGAACGUUGCCGUUAUUUUUGGAUCGUGUCAGCAGUCUGCGUGCACUGCGAGAGAAAGAUAAAGUUUUAUCGUACCUCGUCCGUCAAGCGGAGGGGAAUACCGCGUGCGGGAUAAGCCAGGCGAGGCGGAGCUGUAAUGGAAACCAUGUAGUAGAUCGCGCGACGUCGCGACGUCGUAACGACGUUACGUCCACACCGAAUCGAGAGAAACUUGUGCGGUCUAAAGCCGAGAUAAUGGGAAUCGAUAAGUCGCUACUCACUCGAACCCGAUCAAGCUCGUUAUCAGGACUGAGUUGAAUAAAAAAUGUAAUUACGGAAUCUUCUUUUGAGUUUCAUUUUUAAUAUGAAACUCAUGGAACGAGCGGAUGAUUAAUUACUUUAUAAACCGAUAAAUUUUAUCUACAAAAAAUCAAGUCUUUUUUUAUAUAUUCAAUAAAUAAGAAAUACUUGAUUAAAAAUAUUUGUCGAAAUCACUGCCGAACCUAUCGCGUAAUUUCUUUACGUUCUUUACACACACACACACACACACACACACACACACACACACACACACACACACACACACACACACACACACACACACACACACACACACACAACGAUAAUUUUAUAUUGGAAAUAUAAAUGUAGAUUAACGAUUACCAAUAAUUAAUCAUGCGGCAGUAUUUUGAACUCAUAAUUUAACGUACUUGAAGAAUCUAACUUUAGAGUGGACGUUCUGCGAUCAAAGUAAACAUAAAUUUAUAACUGCUACGUUCUGCUUGAAUAAGUACCAAAGUAACUGCAAAGCAAACCCGUCAUUACUAAUGUGUGUAUCUCACAUUUUUUUACAAAUACAUACAAUUAUUACGCAAGUAAUACCUUUGAUCUCUGCAACUCGAACACGUGAGAAUAAAAGAGAAUGCACAUAA